This is a messenger RNA of Manacus vitellinus (golden-collared manakin), 5060 nucleotides long. RefSeq names its product transmembrane protein 180. The transcript is spliced from 6 exons. Bases 2725 to 4122 code for a protein of 465 amino acids. The record is from RefSeq and is a predicted model, not a curated record. Lineage: Eukaryota; Metazoa; Chordata; Aves; Passeriformes; Pipridae.
UCUUAGGUCUCCCUUAAUGUGGUGCAAGUCACGUCAGAAAGAUGAGGAAGAUAAUUGUGUCCAGCCAGUCCGUCAGGACUGUGAGCAUUGCACAGCGGUUUGGGACCCAGGACAGAGCAGGAUGUCUAGUGCGCCUCAGUCAACAUUUGUUAUUAUCUCUUGGAAUACACUUUUUUCUUUUAGACUGGUGCUCUAGUUUCUUUUAGCAGUUGUCAUCCAGCGCUGGGAGAAGCGCAGGUAAUGUCACACUGCGUCUCUCAAACAGCCCGUCCUUUUGGCUCCCGUGUAUUAACGCAGCUGCAACCACCAGAAAUUUCUGAAACCGAUUUGCCUUCUGUGAGUCACAAAAUGUCAACACCUGUGCUUUUAACCUGCUCAAUAUAAAGGCUGACUAUUAAGAAGAGGGAGGGGAUACUCAUGCAUGAUUUCACGGUAGUGCUAUUACAGAGAACAUCUGGGAAAGGAAGUGUGGUACCUCAACUUCUAAUUGAACUAUUUCAUAAACAGGGGGCAGGGGCAGAUGUACCAAUUAGUGUGGAGUUGUGUCAGAUCCUACAUAUUACAAUUAGUCAUGACAUUAGAGGCAAUGUUUGUGCAUUGUUAGAAGGUUUUUGUUGAAGAAAUUUAAAAUUUCUUCCAGUUUUUCUGAAGCUGAGGGGACCUUUAUUUGUGCGUAGGAAGGAAUUGAGUCAAACGUGAUUUGAGCAGUAGCUGUUUGCUGGUAAUGUUUGUGUGAAACACAUUAGUUCUUGGUGCUCGUGGAAUUUGAAGGAAAGGGCAGUCUCCUAAUUCUCCAUUGGAAGACCUGUGCAGGAGGCUCCAGGUAGAAAUAGAGAAUAAACAUCUACCUUUCCAAAAGUCCUAAUAUCUACUAUAUAAAUAAUUUCAUUGAGUGUAUUUGUGGAGACUUGAAAAAAAAAAUAUGACAUGUGUCAACACACUGUAGUGAUUUUCAUGUUAAGAUCAAAUUUAUUUUCAAAAAUGAGCAUUUCAAUUGGGCACCUUUUCAAUAACUUUAAUCUUCAUUUUAGGUUUCUCAGUAAAAGAUUGUGAAACCAAACUUGCUAUAAAAAUAUAACAUUCCAUUCCCUGAAAGUGGAAUUGUCUCUACAGCUGUAGGAAUAUGAAAAAAUAAACUUGAAGAUAUACAUCACAAUCAUCCUUGAGUAUUUAAAACAACAGUCAUAUUCUUAGAAAUAAGUUGGCUUUAAUAAAAGAAGCCUAGGUUUAAGUUGUUUGCCAGCUUGAUUUUUUUUUUCUUAGCUGUGAAGUUAUCUGCUCUUUGCAUCAUGUUUCAUAUCAGAGCAUCUUACAUAUAUAUAUGCAAAACUGCAUCCACACUUUAUUUGCUCUUCAAAGGUUCAUUCUCUGUGUUGGGGGGGGGUGGGAAAACUGUUCCAUCUUUUCCAGUUCUUGCUGGAUUUGUGGCUUUUGCCUGGCCCUUGCCUGAUGAUUGGGAAGUUCCCAUCUUUGUGCACAACAGCCUGGCUUGUAAACCACAGGAAGGCUGGAAAUGACCUUGGUUUUCAUUUCCUGUUUCUUCCAUGGUUAUUUUUAUGAGGAGUUCAGGGAGCUGCUGAUCAAGCAGAUAUUCAAACUAGGUGUUCUGAUGGAUAUGUGAAAAUUGCAUUUAGGAUAAAAUUGUUAAUAUGCAGGGGGCAAAGUGUGAAUUAUUGACAAACAGCAGGUAGUAAGGCUCUGAGUUCAUGUGCAUAGUAAGGCUGAAAUCUGGACUUGAAAUCAGUGACAGACAGCCUCCUUCAACAGAUGUAAAGAUGAAUAAAACCUCAGCUAAACCCACAUACUUGGGAGUGUUUUUGUGUUGGGCUCAUAGCAUCAAAUAUGGUCAAGGUCUACAUCAGGUAGUCAUUACUCAGAUUUAUUAGGUAGAGGUUCCCUGGACCUGGCUCUUUCAUGGCACAGUUUAUACCAAACAUGCUUAAGUUAAUUGCUGGAUAGAUGGAAAAAGUCAGCAUCUUAAAAAUUUGUUGGCUGAAUAUCUGAUUGAUAGAUCAAAGGAAUCUGUAUUCUUGGGCUGAAUCUCUUGUUAUUUGGACAUACUUAAAAUGCUGUACCUGUUACUUGCUAGGUUUUAUUUACAUGCAGUCUUCUAUACAAUGAAAAUGUUAAUUAAUAGGUGUUUUGAUUGUUUUAUGGUUUAUUAGGUGAAAGUAUUGCUUCCAUGGCUUGUUAACAAUUAACAUUUCAAAAUCGAAGGGCAAAACUUGGUAUUUGCUUUGAAAGAAAUAUUCCUCUGAAUAUUCACCCAUGUGCAUGCUGCAGCAGUGGAAUACAUAAGGAUAUGAGUCACUUCAUUCCUACACAGUCCAUAAUUUUAAGAAUACACAGCUAACAAGAAAGAUCUAAAAUGUAUGCAAUUGCUUUGACCUUUACACCAACAUGAGUGUUUGCAACAGCAGGUUUUAAAUGGAGUCUGUGCACCAGUUAGGAAGGGACUCUUAAAUGUUUGUCCACUUGUUCCAUUGAUUUUUAAGCACUGACUUAUUACUUUUCAUCUGUUCAGUUUUAGGCUCAGUGUCUUACAGCUCAGUAAAAUGUGUUUCUCAUUUAAAAAAAAAGGAAGGAAGAAGAGGAAAUUUCCUCCAUUUCCACACCUCUGAAACAAUCAAAUCCCCCGUGAUAUUUUAAUUUGGAAAAUUAUUCUACUAACUGUUGUAAUUCUCUUUUGUGAUUUGAGGAGGAAGAGAGCUGUACUUUUGGAAGAUGAAGUUUGUUUGGGGGAUUCAUCCUAAUGCUCUGGCAUAUUCCAUGACUACGUUAGGGGCUGGAAUGAUGAACAGUAUCUUUAAUUUCUACUACGUUAAGCUUUUCCUAAACCGAUACAAAAUUUCAGAAGGAGCCUUUAAUCAAGCACAGGUCGUGUUUAUGAUCUGGAACGCCAUCAACGAUCCUCUCUUCGGGUACAUCCAGGACAACUCCAAGCUGCGGUGCUGCGCCAGACGCCAGUUCUCCAUUCUGUACGGAGCUCCUUUGUACGGGCUGGCCUUCCUGCUGCCCUGGUUCCCCUGGAAGCAGUACGAGGACGGGGACUGGCUCUGUGGUUUCCACCUCGUCGUUGCCUUGUGUGCCUUCGACGGUUUGCUCACCUUCGUGCUCCUGGCGCAGUGCGCGCUCUUCGCCGAGACCUCGACCAGGCACGAGAGCAGGCUCCAGCUCAUCAAGUACAACCAAGUAGCAACGCUAAUUGGAACCACAAGCAUCCUCUUCUGUGGGCUCAUAUCGGAUAACAUGGAAAACUUUACCUAUUUCCAGGCUUUCACUGUUUUGAUCGCAGCGCUAGCGACAGCUUGUAUGUGUUGCACGGGUAAAUACAGUACCAGCCAGUAUGACCAGAGAGAAAUUCAUGUGGAGAGUGCUAACCUGGAAAACAGUGAGGGAGCUUUCUCCUUGGCCUCAGUGGUUUCAUUGACCAAACAGAUUAUGACAGAGAAGAACUUUUUAUUUUUUGUCACGAUGAACUUCUUCCAAGUCUUCCACCUGGCCUUCUACAGCAACUUCAUGAUAAUCUUUGCGGAUAAUCUUAUUCCUACGGAUGUCCUUUCUUCCUCAGUCAGAAGUAUCAUGUAUGGAGCGGGUUUUAUUUGUCCUCAGUGCCUCGUUCUUCUCAGUCAUGCUUCGUUGAAGAAGUUUGGUUAUUACAGAGUCAUCUUGUUUUCCUUUUACUAUGAAGGAGUAGCUGCUGCUGUUAUGUUUUUUCUAGGGCAAGAACACUAUUACCUGUUGGCAUUUUAUCUCACAACAAACAUGGUAAUUGUACAAGCCUCCUUCAGUUUGUUCAAUUUGCCUUUGGCAGAUAUUGUGGAUGCAGAUUUAGUAAAGCACAAGCGUAGAUCACCACUUUCCUCUAUGGUUUUUGGUACCAAUGCUUUAUUUACCAAGCCUGCCCAAUCUUUGGCUCCAAUGCUUGUGGUUAAAGUACUAAAUCAAUUUGGAUAUAGGAACCUGAAUAAUGUUGAUCAUCCUGAUGCAAGGACAUUUUUAGAUCUCCACGAUGCCAUGUUCAACCUGAUCUGCCUGGUUCCACUUUGCAUUGCAGUCAUGCAGGUCCUGACAUGGACUCCCUUUUCCAUCCAGAACAGCCACGUGACAGCUGUGCACUAAAUACCUCCCCCUUGGGCAGUGCCUCUUCUGCUCAGCUCAGCCAUAAAAGAGUUGGUAUGAUUUUCAUGUGAAAAAGCAAAAUUGCAAGACAGUUUGAGCUCUUUAUAAGUUGCAUUCAGCCUUAAUGCUGAGCCUACACAGAGUCUUUCCUAGUUUGGUCGUUUUCCUUUAAUGGGUGUUAUCCUUAAUUACUUUAUUUAAAGUAAUUUCUGGCCUAUACUGAUCGCUGUAAACUCAUUGAAGAAUGGAUAUGGCAGAUCAGGUAAAGGAGUCCCAACCCAGCACCUGGAAUUCAAGGGAACUGUAUUUUCUUAAGCUUACUGGUGGAUUAAUUUUGCCAUCCUGAUAAAACAGCAGAUCUCUGAAGUUAAUCUGGAAGAUUCUGGUGGACAUCCCUCAUGGAUGGCAGGGAGAUGAAGGGAAAAAUUUAGAUGGUGUCUGGCUGGCCAAUAUAACACAGAUCUGACAACUACCACAGGCAGAGGCAAGAGUAAUUAACUUCCCUGAGAAAGUCUGUGUAGGGUUAAAGAAGAAAAAGAUUAAAAUGCUGUUCAUUUUAAUGCUGUUCAUCCAGUGUUGCUGGAUGUGGAAAAAGCUCCAUAAGUCCUCACUGGCUUUCUGAAUAUCUCUUGGUGGUGGAAGGUAGAUGCAGUUUUCUGGCUCUAAAUGAGAAAAUUAUUUUGAAGGUACCAUAUUGUCAGUACUUCAUACAGAAUGUCAUGUGGCAAGAACAACAUCAGUAUGUGGGUGUAAUAAUGUCCAGUUAGUUGGAUAAAUCUAAGCACAGAGUUAUUGAAAUAAACUCUACCUGUUUAGUAAUGUUACAGUGGCAAACUCAUCUGGUGUGUGACAACUGAAGUUAUUUUCUGAUUAAUUCUUACCAAAAUCUUUUUUAGUCAAGCUUUUAAAUGGAUCCUGUGAUUUUUAUAAAAUAAAGA